Molecule: messenger RNA, 1521 nt
Organism: Paramecium tetraurelia
Lineage: Eukaryota; Ciliophora; Oligohymenophorea; Peniculida; Parameciidae
Exons: 9
Source: RefSeq, a predicted model, not a curated record
AUGGGAAUUAAUUGUUCUAACAACUCAAAGAAGUUGAAUUAAGAUAAUAUUAGAGAUCAAAUUAAUUAGUCUAAAACGAUAAAUUAUGAUGUUUACAAUGACAACUAAAUAAAUGAGGGUGCCAUCAAGGCUGUUUUAUCCUAAAAAUAUGGAAAUUCUAAAUAUCAAAUUUAAAUAGAUGACGAACAGAAUAUUAGAUGCAUAUUAGACGGAUAAAUAAUGGAAAUAGAUUAAAUAACUGACCUUUUUUAGAGUCCUGAAAAUUUGGCUAAUUUAGAAUAAGAAGUUGGUGGAUACUACUUAAAUAAGGGGAAGAAGAAUGUAGUCAAGCAUAAAUUUAGGAAAUUGGAGAAUAUCAUAAUGAUAGAGAAGUUGGAACAUGGAAAUGUAUAUAUGAUGGUGGUUGAGUUGCUGGUGGAUAGUAUAAUGAGGAUGGCAAUAAGAAUGGCAUGUGGAUAGAUAUAAGUGAAGGAUUCUAUGAUUUAAAAUAAGUAGUGUAUAGUGGAGAAUAUAAAAAUGGUAAGAAAGUUGGUAUUUGGAAUACUUUAUGGAGAGAGAAAGGGAUUGAAAACUUUUCAAGGAUUGGUGGUGGAGAAUAUGAUGAUAAUGAGGUACAAGAGUCUAUUAAAAUUGGAAUGUGGAAUGAGUUGGAUGAUUAGUUUAAACUGGGUUUCUAAGUGGUUUUUACAGGAGAAUAUUUCAAUGGAUAAAAAGUAGGUAGAUGGGAUAUUUUAUGGAGGGACGAAGGCAGGUAGCCAUUUUAAUAAAUGUAAACUAAAUAUUUAAGAAAAUACAAUUAGUGGGGGUGGUUAAUACAAUUUCAAUGACGAAAAAGGUUUAUAUAAGAUUGGUAGAUGGAUUGAGUUGAGUGAUAUAUUUACAUCGGAUUCUUAAGUCACAUGUAAUGGUCCUUAUAAAAAUGGUUAAAAAUUCGGUAGAUGGGAUAUUUUUUGGAGAGAAGAAACCAGAUCUCCUUUUUAAUUAAUUGGGGGUGGCUAAUAUGAUGAUGACGACGGAAAAGGUUCAAUUAAAAUUGGGAUAUGGAUUGAGUUGAGGGAGAGAUUUAAAUAGGAUUCCUAAGUCACAUACAAGGGUUAAUAUAGAUAUGGUUAAAAGGUAGGUAGAUGGGAUGUAUGUUACAAGGAAUAGAUUUGUGGUGGUGGAGAAUACGAUAUAAAGAAUAACGGAUGCUCAUAUAAGAUUGGAAAUUGGAUUGAAUUGAGUGAUGAAUUUAGAGAGUAUUCGUAAGUCACUUAUUAAGGUAAAUAUAACUACGGUGAAAAAAUUGGUAAAUGGGAUAUUUAUCAUAAGUUUUAUAAUGAUGGAUGGAAAAAUGAAAAAAUUGGUGGUGGAUCAUAUGAAAGUAAUGAGAAUGGCUGCUCUUUAAAGACUGGGAAAUGGGUUGAGUUGAGUGAGGGAUUUAGAAAUUUUUAUUAAAUCACAUAUUAAGGUGAAUAUCAUAAGGGUAAGAAAAUUGGUAUGUGGUUAGAAAAGGACUUAAAGAAGAAGAAUGAAAAUUGA